AUGAUCGCCAGGCGGAGAGAGCUUGGAGAGCUCGAUUUUGAACUUUCCCUCACCACCUCCCAACCCACCAUGCAACGCAUAACCCACUCCAUUCGAUCCAUUGCCCUUCGUGCUCCCCUAAGGCGCACUGCCCUGCAACCGUUGCCUGUCCUGUCCAGGGUCCAUGCGACACCUCUGAACAGCCGUGGGUUCGCCCAUUCGCCCACCCUAUACAAGAAGAAGGACAAGGCCAAGAAAGGCUCUGAUCCCGAACCGGAGGAGGCCAUCAACGCUGCUGAAGAUCCUUUCGACCUUUCUGGCCUGCACAAUGGGAUUUCCGCCGCCAUCACCCGGUUAAAGGACCAUCUGUCCAAGCUCCGCGCCGGAGGCCGGUUCAACACCACAGUCUUGGAGGGUUUGAGAGUCCAGCUGAGCAAAGAUAGCAAAGACUCAAUCAAGUUGGGAGAUCUUGCUCAAGUCGUUCCCAAAGGAGGGCGCAUGGUUACUCUUUUAGCUGCCGACGAGGAUCACUUGAAACCUCUGACUUCUGCCAUUGUCUCGUCAAACCUCUCCUUGACCCCCCAGCCUGAUCCACACAACGCCCUCCAGCUCAACAUUCCUAUCCCACCACCUACGAAAGAGUCCCGGGACAAAAGCGUGCAGGCGGCAAAGCAGGCAUUUGAAAAGGCGUCCGGCUCAGUCCGCGACUCUAGAGGUGCCCUACACAAGCGUCUUCAAGACCUACAGAAAAAGAAGCUAGCUCGACCUGACGAUGUGCGCAAAGCCCACGACCAGAUGGAGAAGGUGGUAGACCAGGGCCACCGGGAUGUCAAGGAGGCAUUUGACGCUGCUAAAAAGACUCUCGAACAGGCAUAA
This is a messenger RNA of Penicillium salamii, 855 nucleotides long. The record is from the annotation of a GenBank genome assembly. Lineage: Eukaryota; Fungi; Ascomycota; Eurotiomycetes; Eurotiales; Aspergillaceae.